AGCAGCAGCUGCCGUAGAAGAAGAUGGGCCGCUGACAAGAGAAGAAACCCUGUGGCUAUCUUGAGCUAGCAAAGUAACGUUACUUGAAGAUAUUAAGUUGCUAAACCUUUUAAUCGCGUAGCUGUGUUUUGUUCAGGGCAUCAUCCAAAAAUGAUCCUUACCGUGAAACCGCUUCAAGGAAAAGAAUGUAGUGUACAGGUGACUGAAGACGAAAAAGUCUCCACAGUGAAGGAACUUGUGUCAGAACGUCUCAACAUACCAGCAAACCAGCAGCGGUUGCUCUAUAAAGGGAAAGCGCUUGCAGAUGAACACAGACUGAGUGAUUACUCCAUUGGGCCAGAAGCUAAAUUGAAUCUGGUUAUCCGUCCAGUGGGAGAGAGGACUGGAGCAUCAGGGAUGGCUGCCAGCAGUAGUAGCAGCAGCACACAGGGGAGAGUUUGGCAGACUGUGUCCACUAUCCUUGCUAGACACUUUAGUCCUGCAGAUGCAGCAAAAGUCCAUGAACAGCUUAUUAAGGACUAUGAACGUUCACUUCGACAACUUAGUCUGGACGACAUUGAGCGCUUGGCAGGAAGGCUGCUUCACCCCGAUGGCGAGGGCAUGGACACAUCAUACAUGGACUAAGAAUGCAUAGCUCAAAGUUGUUUGUUUUGAUUGUCUUUUUAAGAGGUGCUCAGUGCUUGGAGGUGCAUACGGUGUUUGGAGUGUGAGGCAUGGAAAAUACAGUAUGAGAUUUUUUGCAGAGAGCCCCAGCUGUGUGCCUAAUCAUUGGCUGAGUGAACACAGAUAGCACUGACUGUCAGUUAUCUCAGCAAUAGGGCUUUCUUAUCCACGACCAAAGGACUUGGAUAGGAAAUCUUGGCAACUUUGAAUUGGUCAUUGAUGCUACAGUAAUAACACAAGACCUGAUCACAUAAUAUUUGAAUACAAAGGAAUCCAUUAUUGCUGUUGGUAUCACAUGAUUUCUGGCUGCUACAACUCCCAGGAGACACUAACUUGUGCUGGAGGGUAAUUGUUAGUAAUGUCUGUGUUUGAUGAUGACCGGGUGUUUUCUGUUGACCAUCCGUGAGAAGGUAAUACAUGUUUUAUCCGUAACUAACUGAUGUUUAUUGUAUGAUUUGUAAAUAUCAUGUUUAUAUAUACAGACAUUAAACCACAGAAAAAAUGACAAGU
Molecule: messenger RNA, 1173 nt
Organism: Centropristis striata (black sea bass)
Lineage: Eukaryota; Metazoa; Chordata; Actinopteri; Perciformes; Serranidae
Gene: ubl4a
Product: ubiquitin like 4A
Exons: 4
Coding region: 151-624 (157 amino acids)
Biological process (GO): post-translational protein targeting to endoplasmic reticulum membrane
Molecular function (GO): protein binding
Source: RefSeq, a predicted model, not a curated record